AAAAUGACCAGAUCUUUUACUAAUACUAGUUUUAUUUUUAUUAUUUCAUUUCCUCGACCUCGUACUUUCUAGUACGAGUUCGUUGUGCGAGUACAACGUGCAUCCAAGACGUGAAGUAAAGGCAUGCACCGUCCGACUCAAGACAGAAUCCUGACAAGAUGAUGAAGUUGUCUACAUCACCAUCCAGAAGCUAAUUGUUACAGCAUCUAGGGAAGAGGGGUUUCAUCAUCGUCUGAAUCAAUGUAUAACAGCUACAACUAGAGGAAUGAAGAUAACGAUUGUGUAGUUGAGAUCAAUAAGUAGAACAGUUUGUCGUGUAAGCAGAACUAUGUAAUUUGUCAUUUUUCCACCAUACGAGGAACAGAAAACGCGCAAGGCCCAUAUGAUUCGUUCCAUACGAGCCAUCACUUCAUCCUUCUUCGUACUUGAUGACAGUGGAUGAAGUGAUGGCUCGUAUGGAACGAAUCAUAUGGGCCUUGUGUGGGUGCAGGACGUUAUCCUCAUCGGUGGCUAAGUAAGCUGUUUUUCAUUGGGUAUCGGCGUUGCCGCUUCCGCUUGAAGUACACGUAGACCCUUAUCGAACAAAUUACCAUUUUAGUACCUUAUUUCACCUUUUCGGAAUUCCGAACCGACUAACAUCAUCAUUUUACCUUUUAAUCAUGAUCAUUAGAAGUCGUGAUGGCCAGUCAGCACAGUCGACGUAAAAAAUAUACUACUCUAAUUAGAUGAGACGUUGUAGAAGUACAAGUAGAUGGAUGCAUGUUGGGAGGCGCGACAGCGAUCCCGCGAGGGCCCGUCGAAUGAGAACCAAUCUUUCUAAAUGAAGAAAUGCACAUCACUCUUUUUUUGUGAAGAUUCUUCAGCUUCGUGAGAGUGAAAUUUGUGGGCUUUCUAUGUUUAACAAUAAUUUUAUCUACAACUACUAGACUACUUGCAUCAUAAUUUCAAUUUGCCCUGCCAGCCGCGCCAGAAAGUCGUGAUCUGUUCUACGUCUUAAGCACAUUUAUGUUGAUUCAACCUAUUUAUUGGAAAUUAUUCUACUCGUUGGAAAUUGAAAUUAUUCUACUGAUGACUCGUGUUCACGAAUCGUGAUGCUCAAAACCAUAUCUGAUAUAUCUGUCUCAGUGGUGGCUACCCAGUAUCUAUGCUUCAUCCGUAUCCGUUCCCGUAUCCGCUGUUGACGAAUUCUGAUGCUCGAUAUUGGACGAGGGCACUAACUAGUGUGGUAAUUGCCAUCAUUAUGCUGGUUGUGAAGGAAACGAUGAGAGCAGAAGGCGCACACCUUCACCGAGGUGGAAGCCCCUCGACUUUCUUGAUUCGCAUCAAGCGGAACAUUACUAAACGAGUACAGAUAUACAUAGACAUUUAUGAUGAGCAGGUCGUAAAAGCCGUCUAAAUGAUCUAAGUGAAAGAAAGAAAGCGGUCGAGCUGUUGCACACUCUAGAUCGAUCUACUUCCGACAAGAAGUGCUCGAGUCAACUACCUCCUGAUACUUACUCAUACUAGAAUUCUUCUUCUUGUUAACUUUCGAGGAGUAUGCUAGGGUAGAUUUUAAGAACGUAAACGUGUGGGCUAGAUUUAUAAAGUGAAAUAUAAUGAUAAGCUUCUACAACUAUCCAGAGUGUCGUGAUGAAGAUGAUUGUGAUGAAUGGAUUUGCAGCCAAAUUUGAGUGGAGCACCCGAGUCGUGUUGAUUCAGGUACAUCCGCAAAGAGGGAGCAGUAACCUACGCGCUGAGAACACUGAGCUAAAGCACUUGGAUAAUUGGAGGCCGCUCUGUUC
This is a messenger RNA of Amoebophrya sp. A25, 1781 nucleotides long. The record is from the annotation of a GenBank genome assembly. NCBI's taxonomy places the organism in Eukaryota, Dinophyceae, Syndiniales, Amoebophryaceae.